CUCGCACACAAACAUACUCCUCGUUGUGCCACCGAAACUAACAUGUUGAAUAGCUGUGGCAAAGUGCUGUGCUGUGUCUUCGUGUUGCCGUGAUACAGAACUCCCGGCGUCUUUGUCCUGAGUCAAUGAGCCGGUUUCACAGUCCAACACAGUGUCUUCGUAACAGCCCGAACCAAACAUUAGAAUCCCAUACAAUCCAAAAUGGGGAGGUCUUCGAUGCCACACUAAAUACACAAGACUUUUCCUGUAUAGUUUCAUCAAAUUUGUGAACUUAAAUAUAAACACCAGACACUAUACAAGGAAAUUUCGAAGGCUCUGGUAUUGGUUUGGGAGCCUACUAACCCAUCAUGGGGAACUGUGAAACUGGCCCUUAGUCGCAUACAAAGCCACUCGGGUCCCACUGUCCUGCGUUGGGCGAGGAGUUCUGUGGUGCGGCAGGUGGUUAGCCCAUCAGCAGGCGCGGGGCAUUAAUGUGGUGGGCGUGGGGGCAGGAGGAGGACGUGCCCGGGGCGUCCUGGGCACCCCCACCCCCACCAUGACCUCACGAUGGCCCCCCACCACCCCCACCACCACCACCUCUGCCCCUCACUCCACCACCACCACCACCUUCACUGCCACCUCCUCCUCCUCAUCUCUUAGUCUAUGGAUGCUGAGUCUGCUGAUGAUUCUGAUGAUGCUGGCAGGAGCGUCGGGGAGCAAGCAGGAGUUCAGCGUGCGGCCGGAGAGCGUGGAGGUGGUGGAGGGGGGGGACGUCCUGCUGUCCUGCGUGGUGGAGCAUCAGCAGGGGAAGGCGCAGUGGACCAAGGAUGGAUUUGCAUUGGGGUUCGAGAGGGACGUGCCCGGCUACCCCCGCUUCCAGUACGCCGGGGAGCCCUCGCUGGGGGAGCACCACCUGGCCAUCACGGGCGCCACACUCACGGAGGACGGCGAGUACCAGUGUCAGGUGGGGCCGACCAGCCACAGUCCACCCAUCUGGGCCGCCGCCAACGUCACUGUGAUACUGCCUCCCACGGGGGUGCGCAUCGUGGGGUGGGGUGCUGGGGCCCAGGUGGAGGUGCUGGCGGGCACGGCGCUGAACCUGGACUGCGAGGUGAUGGCUGGACGACCUGCCCCCCGCGUCGCCUGGCUCAGGGACGGCGCCCCCCUCCCGCCAGAUCUUCAGGAGGACAGCACGAAGGUAUCCUCUGAGCCACGCCGCUGGGACACACGAAGCCGCCUCACCGUCAACACCACCCCCGCUGACGACGCCGUAGCCUUCACCUGCCGCGCCCUGCACCCCGGCCUGCCCCUGCCCCCCCUGCCGCCGCCCUCAGAAUCUGCCCCUAGCACCCAGGAACAACAACAACAGGAACGACAGCAGCAGCAACAGGAACAGCCGCCCAUGGAAGCCUCUGUUACGCUCUCUGUUUUGCAUCCCCCGGGGGCGCCCAUGGUCAGCGGCUACAGCCCAGGGGAGGUGGCCGUGGCGGGGGAGCGUCGUACCAUCACCUGCACCUCACUGGGGGGGAACCCGCGCCCCUGGGUCUUGUGGUACAGAGAUGGGAACUUGUUAGAUGAUACAACGACCACUACGACCUUCCCUUCUUCCUCUUCCUCGUCCUCCUCUGCCUCGUCGUCCUCCGCGUCUCAGGGUGUGUCCAGGGCAGUGGUGAACGCCCAUGAGCUUGUCCUGACGCCCCUGGAGGAUGGCGCCCUGCUGGAGUGUCGGGUGUCCAAUGAUCUCCUGAAGGAACCACUGACGGCUAAUGUGACCCUGACGGUGUAUUACCCCCCCGCCAGCGUGACCAUCCGCGGACCUGCUCAGGUGGGGGCGGGUGACACGCUGAACCUGACCUGCGAGACCAGCGACUCUAACCCCCCCGCCUCCAUCACCUGGACCGUGCAAGGCGAGGUCAUCGAGAACAGCCGGUCGGUGGUGGCCAAGGACGGCGCGGGGGGCUGGGUGACCUCCUCGCGCGUGAGUCACCCGGUGGGGGGCGCCGCGGGGAGGGGGGGCUCCGUCAAGGUGGAGUGUCGGGCCCUCAAUCCCGCGGUGGAGCAGGUUGUCAGGCGCACCACCACCGUGACCAUAACGCGUCCAGCAGGUCCCCCCGUGUUCAAGAGUGACCUGCGGGAGCCUGUAGUAGCCGGGACGAUGCUUGACCUGACCUGCGUUAGCGUGGGAGGUCACCCGCCACCCACCCUCAGGGUGUACAAGGGGGAGGAGGAGGUGGCAACAGAGGUGGUGGUGGAGGCGGGGGUGACGGAGGCGCGGGUGGAGGUGGAGGUGACAGCCGCGGACAACAGGAAGGAGGUGUCUUGCGAUGUCUCCAGCACGGCUACCAACGCCACGCCACAGUCCACCUCCGCUACCCUGUCUGUCCAGUUUCCGCCCUGGGAGGUGACGGGGGAGGUGACACCGGGGACAGUGGAGGAGGGGGAGGUGGUGACACUGAGCUGUGAGUCCACCUCCAGUCUGCCUGCGUCUAACAUCACCUGGACCUCCACCUCAGCCUCACUCCACGGGGCUAUUGUGUCAACCUCGAGUGGGGCUUUUGGAGGAACAGUAACCAGGUCCGAGCUUCACCUGAGCACCACAGCGGAUGACAACGGGCGGACCUUCCAGUGUGAGGCGUCCAACAGCUUGGGGGUCGCCGUGCACCAAGACCUGACCCUCAAUGUGCUGCACACCCCCCGCUGGAUCGUGAAGCCCCCGGAGCAGCUGGACGUGUACGAAGGCGCCGAACUGGUGGUGACGGCUACUGCCCUCGCUAACCCCGGCCCUCUUAGGUACUGGUGGCGGCGAGGGGAGGAGACGCAGGAGGCCACGAAGGGGGAGCUGAGGCUGGGCAAGGUGGGGCGACACAUCUCCGGCGAGUACUCCGUCAGCGCCUACAACCCCCGGGGAGCUGCCAACGCCUCUUUCACCCUCAAUGUGCAGUACGCACCUGAGCACCUGCAGGCCGUGGAGAGGGUGACAGUGGGGGAGGGGGGGGCUGUCACGGUGGAGUGUACGGCAGGGGGCAACCCACCGCCCACCCUCACUUGGACGAACAGCGGCACGAACAGCACCGCCCACACCCUCUCCUCGGGCGUGGGCAUAGCCAGGCUGGUGGUGGAGGAGGCCACGGUGGAGCACACAGGCCUAUACCUCUGCCACGCCUCCAAUGUGGUUGCCUCCGCGCCCCCUGUGUCCACCAAGGUUAUUGUGACGCAGCCGCCGCGGGUUGUAGUGGAGGCGGCUGGUGCAAGUGGGUCAUGGGCGGCUUUAGGCGGCCGAGGGAGGCUGGUGUGCCGUGUGAGGGCCGCCCCUGCCCCCUCCUUCUCCUGGACCACCGAGCACGGCCUCACCCUCCAGUCCGGGCCCAAGUAUGACCUCCGUGACCCUCAGCUGGUGGAUGGGCUGGUGCUGUGGGCGUCAGUGCUGGAGGUGCUGGAGGUGGAGAAGGAGGACUACAGCAAGUACACCUGCUCCGCCAACAACGCCCUCGGCUCAGACUCCUCCACCCUUGCCCUCAACCCGCCUGCUCGCCCUCACCCGCCCACAAACUUCACCAUCACCAACAUCACCUCCUCCACCGUGUCCCUCGCCUGGGUCCCCAACUUCACAGGGGGCCUCCCGCGGGGCUACAUCAUCAGGUACCGCGAAACGGGGACUAUUGACCACCAGAGGGUGGAGCUGUCGGGGGGCAACACAGCAGGCACCACACUGACGGGACUCACAGCUCGGCACUACCUCUUUACCAUCAGGGCCACCAAUGACCAGGGCGCCUCUCCCUUCCUGGCGCCGCCCCUCCUUGCCACGCUGCCCGCAGAGCCAGACAAGGGCGGGGCAGGGGCUGGGGCGGGGCGCUGGCGUGUGCCCCGACUCAUCCUGGUGGUGAUGAGCCUGACAGGCGGCUCGCUACUGCUGCUGAACAUUGCCAUCAUCGCCUGCUUUGUGCGGCGCCGGGCCAGGACACGGCUGACUACAGGCUCUCCCUCCACCACCAAAAUGGAGGUGACACUCGACGGCUACAGUGGAGCCAACAACAUCACCUCUCCACACCACUCCAACUCCACCUCCACCACCACCACCACGCUCGCUGCCACCACCACCACCACCAGCCCACCACCACCACCUCCACCACCACCACCACUACCCCAGCAGCAACAACACCACCUGCAGCAACCAGCCACCACCACCGCCUCCACCACGCUGCUACUCCACCAUCCUCACCACCACAACCGUAACUCCUUCCAGCCUCAGCAGCAUAAUAAUAACAACCAACAACAACAUCAACAACAACAACUACAACAGGUGGUCUUCCCCCUCCCGGCAGGUGGCUGUCAGGUGGAGGCGUGUGACGGAGGGGAGAGCGAGGUGGGGCCGCAUGCGUCGCCCCUUCAGAACGGCGGGCCACUACGCAGGGGCAGCAUCACCUCCUUCAAGGGUGCCGCUGGAGGAAUGAACGCAGUAGCAAAUGGAGUGAGAGAGAACGGAGGAGUCCCGUGUCGCGAGCGCAGGGGAAGUGGAGGAGGAGGUGGAGGAGGCGGAGUAGUAGCAUGUAGUGGAGGUGGAGGAGGAGGAGCAGGAGGUGACAGCCCAUACCACCAUCACCACCACCACCAUCACCACCUGCACCCACACCACCACCACCACCACCACAACCCGGAGGUGUGUUCCCUGACCUCCAGCACCUACGAUGCCUCCCCCGGCCUCCCCACCUCCGCCUCCACGGGUCUCCUCCCCCAGCAAGAGCAGAGAAGGGGGUCUGACGCAGCCACGCCAGACGACCAGAUCUCUCUUGCAUCCUUCCACAGCAGUCACUCGCGCACAUACUCUCAAGGGUAUAUUCGCCCCCUCCCCCCUCCUGGCUGCCCCAACUACUCCAUGCACCCCUGCCAGAGCCGCCCAUGCCCCCAGAGAGAGCCCCAGUCCCUGCCAAGUUCAAUGCAGCAAGGGCAGUCGUAUGCGAGUCUCAAUCCGUCGAGUCUCUACAGCCUCAGCGCGGAUUAUUAUGAGGCGAGGUGUGGCCAGCAGCAACCCUCCUUCUCGACAGGCUCUGCUCCCCUGGGGUACGCCACGCUGGGUCCCCGCAGCCGCCGCGCCCCUCAGCAGCAGCCCUCACAGUUCUCCACGCUGCAGCGGCCCCGCACAGGAAGACUGCAGGCCAGGGAGUGCCAGGCCGACUGCUGCGACUACGAGGACGACCUUCACACCACUACCCAACAGCGCCGCAGCAGCUUCCACGGCCCUCUGCGACGCUGCGACACCCCAGACACGCCAGACACGCAACAACAGCAUAGCACGCGGCAGCCACAGCAGGACCCGGACGAUGGAGGCUACGGGAUGACACAGCAGAAACAGAAACAGGAGGACACAGGAACAGCAGGAAGAGGAAGAGGGUUACUAGGAGGGCCAAGAGGAGGAGGAAUACUUCGAGGAGGAGGAGGAGGAGGAGGAGGAGGCUACAGCAAUACCACGAGGUCCUCCCAGCAAGAUCUAUACAGCAGAGGAAGCGGCAAUCUCACGAACAGCAAAAUUGGAUCACGUGACCCUAUAGUAGCCGUCCCAGCGUACCUCAUCCCGAACAACAACGCAAAUAACGACAACAGCACGUCCUCGCCACCCCUACCUCCACCCCCGCCCUCCUCCACCUUCGCCGCCUCCACCUCCCGUCUAAGGUUUCCACAUGACUACGUCCGCCAGGGGUCCACGAAGAAGGGGAAGACGGUGGAAAAGAAGAAGUAAGAGAGA
Eriocheir sinensis (Chinese mitten crab) is the source of this 5719-nucleotide messenger RNA. RefSeq names its product nephrin-like. The record is from RefSeq and is a predicted model, not a curated record. The transcript has 26 exons. Lineage: Eukaryota; Metazoa; Arthropoda; Malacostraca; Decapoda; Varunidae. Gene Ontology annotation, biological process: cell-cell adhesion. The coding region runs from base 536 to 5713 and encodes 1725 amino acids. Gene Ontology annotation, molecular function: cell adhesion molecule binding. Gene Ontology annotation, cellular component: cell-cell junction.